AUGCCAUCUACGUCAUCUAUCAUAAAGACUGCCACAAUAACUACAAGUGUAGUAAUAGCUUCAAUUGGAUGUUAUGCAGUAUAUUUUGAUUAUCAAAGAAGGAAAAAUCCACAUUUUAGAAAGGAAUUAAGGAAGAAAUUAAAAAAAGAAGCUAAGGAGCUUGAAAUAUCCAAGAAGAAAGCAGAAGAGGAAUUCCUUGCGAAGAUUAGGGAAUUUUUAACACAAGAUUUAUUAAAUGAUCCAAUUUCUAUGGAUCCUGAGAAAAGAGAGGAAAUAUUUGCAAGUAAUGUUGAAAUGGGGGAAAGAUUGACUAUUCAACCUGGUCAAGAGAUUGAAUCUGCUUCUAAAUUUUAUAGAGCUUUAUGUGUUUAUCCUAAACCUACUGAUCUUUUGAAGAUUUAUCAAAGAACUAUUCCUGAAAAUAUCUAUGAGAUUGUUCAAAUGAUGUUGACAGUCGUACCACCUGAUAAUCUAAUGGAUUUUUUAAAGAAUUCAUUUGAUAGAUAUAUGAGAGGGGUAGAUCCUCUUGUUGGUUUAGGUAGUGAAGUUGACGUUGAAUCUGAUCUUGCUAACACCAAUGAUGAUGAUGUAGAUCAUGAUAUCCAUGAAUUAUGA
Molecule: messenger RNA, 615 nt
Organism: Naumovozyma dairenensis CBS 421
Lineage: Eukaryota; Fungi; Ascomycota; Saccharomycetes; Saccharomycetales; Saccharomycetaceae
Product: Tom20 family protein
Exons: 1
Coding region: 1-615 (204 amino acids)
Biological process (GO): protein targeting; tRNA import into mitochondrion; protein import into mitochondrial matrix
Cellular component (GO): mitochondrial outer membrane translocase complex; mitochondrial outer membrane
Molecular function (GO): transmembrane protein transporter activity
Source: RefSeq, a predicted model, not a curated record